Molecule: messenger RNA, 1480 nt
Organism: Vollenhovia emeryi
Lineage: Eukaryota; Metazoa; Arthropoda; Insecta; Hymenoptera; Formicidae
Product: WD repeat-containing protein 55 homolog
Exons: 8
Coding region: 148-1446 (432 amino acids)
Molecular function (GO): protein binding
Source: RefSeq, a predicted model, not a curated record
GUCAUCGCGUGGCGGCCGCGUGGUGCCAAUUGUCGUGGCUGGUUGUUCGUCGUGCAGCGUCGCGGAAAUACAAUUAAAGUUCUCGCUCGUGAUCCUCGAUUACAUCGGAGGAGAGUCAACGAGGCGUAAAGUUUCUUUCCUCCAAGGAUGCACUGGAGAACAGGAAAAUCGAUGGAUAAUCUGAUGUCCGACGAGUCCGGCAGCGACGACAGUGACGUGAGUGUGGAGGACCAGGAUAUUAGCGACGACGACGAGGAGAACUCGACGAACGUAUCCACGUCGAGUAGCAGCGACGACGAAAUUCCCGUCAAGAGGUUGAAAGCCCCGGCGCUCGUUUCGGCAGCCGGCUCGUCGUCUCAGCGAAACGAAGACGAGGGAGACUCCAUUGACUCGGACGCGGACGAAGUUACCAGAGCUAUAUUGAACGCGAAGAAGUUGCACAGGAACCAUCCGCCCUCCAUUACGCUAGAAGAUAUGAUAACGGAUAUAUGUUUCCACCCCAAGGAGAACACUAUAGCCGUGGCCAGCAUCACGGGAGACGUUCUUUUGUACAGCUAUAACAAUGAGGAGACUAAUCUUGUAUCGACUGUAGAAUUGCAUCUUAAAGCUUGCCGAGAUAUCGAGUUCAGUGAGGACGGACAGUCAUUAUUCUCGACUGGGAAGGACCUGUGUAUUGCGAUAACCGAUGUAGAAACGAGAAAACUUAUUAGGGUCUACGAAGGAGUCCACGAGCAACCUAUAUACACGAUGACGAUAAUCAACGAGCAUGUGUUUGCAACAGGCGACGACGACGGUGUGGUAAAACUUUGGGACCUCAGGCGACAUGAAAACGAGCCGAUAUUUUCUAUAAAGGAGGCAGAACAUUACAUCAGUGCAAUGAUAACUAAUAGAGACGCCAAGUAUUUAGUUUGCGCCAGUGGGGACGGUCUGACGACUAUAAAUAUACCGGAAAGAAAACUGCACGUACAGUCCGAGGAGCACGAUGAUGACCUGACCUGCCUCGGCUUGUUUAAAUGUGAGAGUAAAUUAUUAUCGGCUAGUAACAAAGGGAAAAUGUACGUGUACAACUGGGGAGAAUUCGGACUACAUUCGGAUGAAUUUCCAAGUGUUACGAAGAAGGCUAUAAAUUGUAUGAUCCCCAUUACAGAAAACGUAGUGAUAACCGGUGACGAGGAUGGAACAGUUAGGGCGACUAGUUUGUUUCCUCAUCACCAACUCGGCGUGGUCGGGCAACACGACUCUUCCGUCGAGGCGCUCGAUAUCAACAACGACGGGACUUUAAUAGCGUCCUCUUCGCACGAUAACGAUAUCAAAUUUUGGAACGUACAGUAUUUCGAGACCUUGAACGUCAAUGAACCGAAGAAAGGUGGAAAGCGAAAGUGGCUCGAGCACAAUCUUCCUAGCAGUCAAGUUAAUAAUCGAUCCGAUUUCUUUGCAGAAUUAUAAUUUUAACGAGAAUAAAGUUACAUAACUUUGUCAA